This is a messenger RNA of Dermatophagoides farinae (American house dust mite), 1561 nucleotides long. The record is from RefSeq and is a predicted model, not a curated record. NCBI's taxonomy places the organism in Eukaryota, Metazoa, Arthropoda, Arachnida, Sarcoptiformes, Pyroglyphidae.
AACAACAUAACAAAAUAAAAAUGAUUAUUUAGUAAUAAAAAGUUGAUAGUUUGUCGUUUUCAUUCAUUCGAACAUAAUAGUUGUACAAACUGAACAACAACAACAACAAAAACAACACAUUAAACGGAAUCAAAUUUUUCAUAUCAACCAUCCAAUCAUUUUUAUGUUAUUUUCUUUCUGAAAAAGAUGGCUAAUAAAGAACAAGGUAUAAAAGAUGAUCAACAAAUAAUCGACCCAAGUGAAGAAUAUCGAACACGAUUUAUGUAUUGUAGUAUUGGUGCUACACUUAUGUGUCUGGGUGUUAUUGUAUUGGUUUCUGGUUUGGUUGUUUAUAUCCUAUCAUCUACUGGACCGCAUACCUAUGUGAACAAUAUGUUUUUCCAUAAUCCACAUGAAUAUAAUAAUAGUUAUUGGCCAAUAAUUGUUGCCAUUAUACUUUCAUCAUCGGGUAUUGCAUUCAUUACCAUUGCUAUUGUGUUUACAUUGUUCGCUUGUUUUAGUCAUGGAAGAAUUGAAGAUCAUUUCCGAAAUCAACAUCAAAUAUCAUCUCAACCGGUUCAUCAAAAUAAUCAUUCACAACAUUUUACAAACACCAGAAAUGAUCGAUCACCAGACAAAGCUAUUACAACACGGACACCGGUGAAAGCAACACAUGAUCCGUAUGAAGAAGAACGUUUAAUAUCAUCACCAACACCUAUUCUGGUACAUCCAUCAUCAUCAACAACAUCACAUUAUCCGAAUCAUCAACAAUCACAAAUUCAUCGUCCUGCAGCAAAUAUUAAUCGACAAGAAUCGAAUGAAUCUAAAGCACCGUUACUAAGGCGCGAAAGAAAUGAAACUCAUCAUCAAAUACAACCAAGUCAUUAUAAUCAUCCACAACAACAACAGCAAUCACAAUCACAUACGACGCCCGUAUUGACGGAAUAUGUUCAUCAUCCAAUACAAGCUAAUCAACAGCAGCAGCAUCUGCAACAACAACCGCCACUACAAAUGCAAUAUGUUCCUGUUGUUCCAUCAAAAACUGUGGAAAAACAAUCGGCAACAUUAACCGAGAUUCCUGCAACGAAUUCUCUAUCCUCCUCUUCUUCCUCGUCAACUUCCAUACAACCAUCAACAUCUAAUCAGCGGGGAGAUAUCAAUACCGUUGGACUUCCUUUGGUCAAUAAUGUGUCUAAAUCAUCGAAUCAUCAUCCAAAGAAAGUACCACCAAACGGUUUUAGUUAUCUAACACAUCCGGAAGAGAUUCAUAUAUUUCAUGAAUAUCAUCAUCAAAGAACUUCAUCAUCUGGUGGUAAUUUGAAUAACCAUCAUCAACAAUCACAUCAUCGUAAUUAUCCACAACCACCAACUGCACGAUCGACAGUUAGAACGACAAAUACAGCAUCGACAAGUCAUGAAUCAGUUCUUUAAUUUCAAUUGGACUAAAUUGGAUUGGAAAUUCAUCAUGAUAAGUAUAUGGAUUCGAUAUACAUAAACGAUUAAAAUAUGAUGAUGAUAAAUACUUUUUAAUUUAUGAAUACUUUACUGAUUUUUUAUGAUAUGUGAUAUAAAAAAUGAAUAA